UCCUUCCUCGCCGGUGAGGAGGGGGAGGAGGUUCGCAAGCCAGCGUCGCAGUCGAGGCCCGGGGAGGGACACGAGCAUGAACUUCGCGGGCGCGCGGCGACUCCCGGCCGGGACGCGCGCGGCGGCCCAGCGUUGCUGCGGCUUCUCGCUCCGCCCGGGCUCGUGCCCGGCCCCGGCUCCGCCCCUGGGCCCUAGACCGCCACGACCAAUGAGGUUUCUCAUCUCUUGCAGCCUGCUCUGGCCCCGGACUGGCUCUGUCUUGGCGGCCGAGGCUGGUUUACCUCCAAGUCGUUCCUUCAUGGGCUUUGCUGCCCCUUUCACCAACAAGCGAAAGGCUUACUCUGAGCGGAGGAUCAUGGGGUAUUCAAUGCAGGAGAUGUUUGAGGUGGUGGCCAACGUGCAGGAGUACCGCGAGUUCGUGCCUUGGUGUAAGAAGUCUCUUGUGGUAUCCAGCCGGAAGGGUCACCUGAAGGCCCAGUUGGAGGUUGGGUUUCCGCCUGUGGUAGAACGCUACACCUCUGCUGUGUCCAUGGUCAAACCCCACAUGGUCAAGGCUGUCUGUACUGAUGGCAAGCUCUUCAACCACUUGGAGACUAUUUGGAGAUUCAGUCCUGGUAUUCCUGCCUAUCCCCGAACCUGCACUGUGGAUUUUUCGAUUUCCUUUGAAUUUCGUUCUCUGCUGCACUCCCAGCUGGCCACCAUGUUUUUUGAUGAGGUGGUCAAACAAAACGUUGCUGCCUUUGAACGCCGGGCAGCCACCAAGUUUGGUCCAGAGACAGCCAUCCCCCGAGAACUGAUGUUCCAUGAGGUACACCAGACCUGAGGCACAGGACGGCUCGCUGGCCUCUCUUCUCCCCACACCCCCAGCUCUUAUUUAUUUGCUUUGGCUCCUGCUCCAAGGUGAAAGGAGUCUGGUCGUUCCUACUGCUCCUCCUCUCAACUCUCCAGAAAUUGGGCUCUCGCUGGUUGGAAAUCCUGGGAUAGAAAAAGGUGGGGGCGUGAAACAUGCCCAGGAGAAGGAGGGUCAGGCUGCUCCCAAGAGCCCUGCACGCCUGUGGCCAUGUCACUGGAAUCAGGACUGUGUGGUUUUGUCUCGGCCCUGUUGGGGCACUUUAGAGUCCAACUGGGGCAUGAAAGCAAUUUCUCUGAGGGCUGAAUGAACUGAGGUUUUCCUCUGGCAGAGGGGUUGGGGGAUGGGUAACUUUGGUCCUGCCUGAGGCUCACAGGACAAAAAGCCACCUGCCUCCAGCUGGGAAUCCAGAUGGCCUUGCCCACUUGUAAGGAUCCCUCUGUGCUGCCUGCUGAUAGACUAACAGACCAGGGGGCUGACUUAGCAACAGUGCCACAGGGCUGAGGAGAGAAAAGCACUGAACAGAGUUGUCUCUGUACCUUAUUCUUCAACUUGGCCUGAGUUUUUAUAACAUUUCAAUAAAUUGUGACAGAGUGA
Ochotona princeps (American pika) is the source of this 1447-nucleotide messenger RNA. It is a transcript of the gene COQ10A, whose product is annotated as coenzyme Q10A. Gene Ontology annotation, molecular function: ubiquinone binding. The transcript is spliced from 5 exons. The record is from RefSeq and is a predicted model, not a curated record. Gene Ontology annotation, biological process: ubiquinone biosynthetic process; cellular respiration. Gene Ontology annotation, cellular component: mitochondrion. Lineage: Eukaryota; Metazoa; Chordata; Mammalia; Lagomorpha; Ochotonidae. The coding region runs from base 77 to 823 and encodes 248 amino acids.